This is a messenger RNA of Rosa chinensis, 1679 nucleotides long. RefSeq lists its product as uncharacterized. The transcript has 8 exons. The record is from RefSeq and is a predicted model, not a curated record. NCBI's taxonomy places the organism in Eukaryota, Viridiplantae, Streptophyta, Magnoliopsida, Rosales, Rosaceae. The coding region runs from base 105 to 1490 and encodes 461 amino acids.
CCAAAGCCCUAGCUACCUGGCUUGGAAGUUGAGAGCGUCAGGCUUGGAUCCAGAACCUGAGUUUUCAGUUUCCGAUUUGAACAGAAGAAAGUAGAAGAAUUGAAAUGGGGAGUAGGGUUCCGGUGCAGCACUACAACAUGAGAUCGCCGCCGCCGAGUUCCUUCAUCGGCGGCAGCCCUCUGCACGACCUCAACAACAACGCCGUCGAUUCCCGCUCCACCAAGCUCGAAUCGAUCGGCGGCGGCGACGCCGUCGUCAACGACAGCCUCGACAACGACGACGAUUCCAGCGCCGUCGUCAGCGACUGUAUCCACGAGUCCUACUCGAAUUCUCUGCCGAUUCACGGCGUCGGAGUGGAAGAAGAGCGGUCUAGUCUCGACAACGACGGGUCGUCUAGCUCCAGAGCUCCGUACGACAUUUUGUCCCUUCAAGAUGUGUCACCUAUUGAAUCAUCAAGGGCUAGAUUUCUGCAACUUGUGGUGGAUCAUUUUAUUAGUGAACAUGUGGUCGAAGCGAUUGAUAGUGAGGGUGGUGGUAAUGAUUAUAGUGCUCAGUCUGGCCAAGAUAAACUUAAUAAGAGGAAGCAUGGGGAGGUACAGCUUGAAGGAGACCCGAGGUUCGCUUUGCCAUUGAUGUAUAUUGCAAAUAUGUACCAAACUUUGGUUCAUGAGGUAGACACUAGGCUCGCUUCCGUGGGUGGAUUUCGCGAAAAGACUAUUGGUGUUGCUCUUGAAGCAGCUGGUGGUUUGUAUAGAUUGCUGGCUAAGAAAUUUCCCAAGAAAGGAUCAUGUACAUUUAAGAGAAGAGAAUUGGCCACUUCUCUUGAAACGAGGACAAGAUUUCCAGAGUUGGUCGUACAAGAAGAGAAGCGUGUCCGUUUUGUUGUAGUCAAUGGUUUGGAUAUUGUUGAAAAGCCAAAUAGCCUACCUAUUGAUGAUGCUGAGUGGUUCAUAAGAUUGACUGGUCGGAAUGAAGUGGCUGUCUCUUCUCGAGACUUUAAGUUCUACUCUCCAAGACACAAGUAUAGGCGUGUUCCAUCAAACUCUUCGCCUAAUAUGAUGGGUUUACCUACGUAUCCUGGCCCUGACAAUUCUUCCAUGUUGGCUGCUGCCCAAGGAUUCCGCUCAGUAAAUGAACCACAAAAUCAGCAGGAGACUCCAUCAAAGCAUCAUCAUAUGCAACCUCUGUCACUCCAACCUCAGUUUCAAACUGUUCACCAGAAUCAUCACCAAUCAAUGCACCAAAGUCAACACACUGUUCACUAUUCCCAAAACCAUGAAUGCGGUCCAACCUCGCACCUGCCUGAAAUCCCUCAUGCUCACCAUUCGCCAACCAUAUCGCAACACAUAGCUUGCUUACAACACGUAGGGGGACGCUUGCAUGUAUUGCCAUCCAACCCUGCCAAGUUUUGUGAUGAAUGCGGAACCCAGUACUUGAGAGAAACCUCCAAAUUCUGCUCCGAAUGUGGUGUCAAGAGGUUGGGUAUCUAAUCUGAUCUGGUCCAGCCUGACGUUUCCUUUUUGAAUGUCAUAUUGGUUUCAGAACAAAGCCUCAUUGUAAAUUUGUAAACUUAUAUAGCUCUUCGUGCAUAGCCAAUGCAUCAUUUCACCAUUGAUGCCUCUAUAGAAUGUUGCAAAGCCAAUUUGUUGGUAAUAUGUCACCAUUACAACAUUGAAUCA